Molecule: messenger RNA, 1623 nt
Organism: Lobosporangium transversale
Lineage: Eukaryota; Fungi; Mortierellomycota; Mortierellomycetes; Mortierellales; Mortierellaceae
Exons: 2
Coding region: 1-1623 (540 amino acids)
Molecular function (GO): protein binding
Source: RefSeq, a predicted model, not a curated record
AUGCUGUUGAUCCACACUUCUUACCCCUUAGUUGCAGCACCAUUCUGCAGGCUGGCUAUCCUGUUCAUAUACUCGAUUUCGGUUCUUACUCCACUAUCCAUUCAUGCACAAUACUAUGAGCCUAUGCCGGCCUACGCCAGCAAUAGCGUGUUUAUAGAGAGUAAGGCUAUGUAUGUCCUAGGCGGCUAUGCCCACAGCGCUUUACCAUCAGAUCCGAUCACAGCACAAAUGUUUUCACUUGAUUUAUCAAAACCUUGGCGAGUAAGCAAUCCACUAUAUCAACGACUUCCAGAUGGCUAUGGGGGUGUGCGGUUUCCUGGCGCACUCAUGAAGAAUAACCAGGAAUGGUUCGUCCUCAUUAACACUACAACAUACAGUUAUAACCUUGGUGCAAGGAUCUGGCAGCGACAUGGACAAUUUCUUGACCCUCCAGGCCUUGGGCUAGCUGCUGCUACAGACCCUGUCUCUGGCUGGGUUUAUAUUCCAAACGGACACUAUUCUCCCACUACAGGAAGACAUCUGAUGGCCUACCAUCCAGAAACAAACGAUUACUUUUAUGAGGAGCCCCAGCAACCAGGACUUCUUCGAGUGAUUAAUUACAUGACCACUUGGGCCCCGGGAAGGAAUAGCUUGUUAAUCUUUGGUGGAUCUACGAUCGACACAUCAAUAGCUCAUGAUGCCUUGUACGCUUAUAGUAAGCGAGGUGGAUGGGAGGUACUGCAGGCUAAUGGAAUAAAACCCUCAGCUCGACGCUUGGGCUGUUUUAUUCCUGCAUAUUCAGGCACUAAAAUGAUUCUGUUUGGAGGCCAGGGAACUGGAGCAUCAACAUCGGAUAGUGGCCCUACUCUCGGAGAUAUCUACAUCCUUGACGUCGCCACAUUAACAUGGACACGAGGCGUUGAUGUUGGACCGACAGGAGCACGGGCCGCACAUGUGUGCGCCUUCAGUAACGACCAGCUAAUUGUCUGGGGAGGUUUUCCUGUAUCCAGCGCCACUAUCAAUCCCAUUCUUAUAUACAACCUCAAGACCUCAAGGUGGACAACAGAGUACACCACCGGUUCUAGCGGUCCCACGCGACAGAGCUCCACCGACCCGCUCUAUGUCCCCCCAACUGCAGCCUCAUCUAGUGAUAGCCAAAGUUCAUCUUCCAAUCUACUAGUAAUCAUUGGUGCUAUCGUUGGCACUGUGAUUCUAUUUGCUCUGAUUGGGACGCUGCUUUCGCGUCAUAAGAAUAAUAAGAGACAACAGAAGUCUGUUGCUAAACUUAAUGGUGAGGUCGAACUGGUGGCUCCACCAGACGUGGACCCGCCUGUAAUCUUGGUCGCUCCCGAGCCACUAGCUCAGUCCCCAUUUAGUUAUCACGCUAUUCCGCAUCAGGCGCUAACCUCACCAGUGCAAGAACAUGUACAGCCACGAACACUUGCCCCAGAAGCCUCCACUUAUGUUGACCCUGAGGAGCAAAGAGCCCUAGAACAGCAGCGGGCACAGGCUGAUAUGAUGACUCGCCAACAAUAUGCUAGACUUGAAAGACUAAUAUCUGAGCAAAACAUGACUGGUGGGGUCACUACGAACGCAGCGACAUUCCCUAGCCCCGGCCCCUCUCAAUCCUCACAAGUAGGCUAA